CGUGCACACAUGUAUCCAUACGCGCCAUUUUAUUUGAUGCUGUUGUGGUUAACGGUAGUGAAACGAGUGAAACAGCCAUGACCAAGAAGAAAUCGCACAAACAGACGCAGAAGAUUAAUUUAAUCUUCGACGAGAAAGACAGAAAAGACUUCCUGACGGGCUUUUCAAAGCGCAAAACGGAACGCAAAAAGAAAGCACGCGAUAAAAUAAUGUUACGAGCUAAAGAGGAGAAACGGAUUCUGAAAGCUCAAAAACGGAAAAUACUGCAGGAGCUUCUCCAUGGGCACGUCGACCCUCUUCCAGAUGCAACUACGAAAGAGGUGACGGCGGUCGAGGAGCCCGUUACAUAUGACAUGCCGGAGCAUACAGUAACGGUCACGGCUCUUGACAGCAACGCACUUUAUGGGGACGUAUGCGUCGGAAACAACACAUUUGAUGAACUAGACACAGUCAUUGCCGAUGCUGGAGAAAUUGAUGCCAAGAAAAACAAGAUACGAGAGCUGGAGCAGAAGAUGGCUGAGUGCAGUCAAGCUGCCAUUGACAAGCUGCACAAAAAGAAGAAUAGGUCGAGGAGGAGAAAGUCUAAAAAAAAGGAUGACUGACAGAGCAAAGAAUGUGACACUCGUGAAAUGUAUUAAAGUUGUAUUUAAUGUUUUGCAA
Ornithodoros turicata is the source of this 660-nucleotide messenger RNA. Its product is annotated as nucleolar protein 12-like. The record is from RefSeq and is a predicted model, not a curated record. The transcript is spliced from 5 exons. The coding region runs from base 78 to 602 and encodes 174 amino acids. Gene Ontology annotation, cellular component: nucleolus. Lineage: Eukaryota; Metazoa; Arthropoda; Arachnida; Ixodida; Argasidae. Gene Ontology annotation, molecular function: rRNA binding.